Molecule: messenger RNA, 4947 nt
Organism: Capra hircus (goat)
Lineage: Eukaryota; Metazoa; Chordata; Mammalia; Artiodactyla; Bovidae
Gene: PFKFB3
Product: 6-phosphofructo-2-kinase/fructose-2,6-biphosphatase 3
Exons: 17
Coding region: 741-2444 (567 amino acids)
Biological process (GO): fructose 2,6-bisphosphate metabolic process; fructose metabolic process
Cellular component (GO): cytosol
Molecular function (GO): fructose-2,6-bisphosphate 2-phosphatase activity; 6-phosphofructo-2-kinase activity; ATP binding
Source: RefSeq, a predicted model, not a curated record
GGACAGUGGUCCUGCCUGCUUGAGGCAGCGGGGAACAUGAAUCAGAGAGGUCAGCUGCUCAGUCAGGGUGCAGGACUGGAAUCGGAAUCUGCCAGUGAAGCCUCUGUCCAGGGACUUCAGACAGUUGCUUCUUUACCUCUAACCUCAGUAUAUCCUUUUACAUGCAAGUACUUUGGGGAAAACCUAGUGUUAAGCUAUACACUUAUCUUCCCUAUUCUUGAGCUGUUGGAGAGGAAGAUGAAAAGGCAGGACUCCAGGGAGGAAGGUAUGAGAGGUGGGAGUGUUAAAAAGGUCAGCAGAGAAGAAGAGGGUCAGAGUGGAAUUGAGACAGAGGCAGGAGAUUAUGGGACCAGGGAAGCACUUGAGAUGUGCUGUGAGUUUAACAAAUAGGAGGGAGGGUAAAGUUUUGUCAUUUCGGGGACCCCUGAGCACCUGGGCGGAUGGGCAGCAGCAGACACCCUUGGCAGCUCUUUGAAUCUCAUGCAAGAAGCCAAAGGACCCAAGGAAUGACUUUUGCUUCCCCAGACAAGCAAGGGAUGGUUUAUUUGGUUUUGAAUUUUGGGCUUAAGGUAUUUAUGCUGCCGUGUCUUUAUGGGUUUUGUUUUUUCCUCCCAAAGUAUCUAUUGCCAGAGGAGAUUUGCACAUAUGAUUAGUGGAUAUAGAAGUAAUCCCCUAUUUGAUAAAUUAGUCAGCAUCUGCCUCUGCUUUCUUGGCAUGAGUCCAGCAGAAGUAUUGCAUACAUGUGCGCAGCCGAGAGUGUGUGUAUGUGUGUGAGCGUGUGUGAGGUGUUCCUGGGAGCAGUGACACGGUGGGGAUAUCAGAUAAGACCAGGGGAAAACCAGUGGGUUGCGGGAAGGAUCAGCAGAGUGGGCGUUUCCGGGUACGAGCGAGGACACUUUCACUUUCUCAUGAGUCACCUGCAGCUGUCACAUGCUGACGCCUGUGGGCCGAAGCUCACCAACUCCCCGACAGUGAUUGUCAUGGUGGGGCUCCCCGCCCGCGGGAAGACCUACAUCUCCAAGAAGCUAACCCGCUACCUCAACUGGAUCGGUGUCCCCACGAAAGUGUUCAACGUGGGCGAGUACCGCCGGGAGGCCGUGAAGCAGUACAGCUCCUACAACUUCUUCCGCCCCGACAACGAGGAGGCCAUGAAAGUCCGCAAGCAGUGCGCCCUGGCUGCCUUGAGAGACGUCAAAAGUUACCUGACGAAGGAGGGGGGCCAGAUCGCAGUUUUCGAUGCCACCAAUACUACUCGAGAGAGGAGACACAUGAUCCUCCAUUUUGCCAAAGAAAGCGACUUCAAGGUGUUUUUCAUUGAGUCUGUGUGCGAUGACCCUACAGUUGUUGCCUCCAACAUCAUGGAAGUGAAAAUCUCCAGCCCGGAUUACAAAGAUUGCAACUCCGCAGAAGCCAUGGACGACUUCAUGAAGAGAAUUAACUGCUAUGAGGCCAGUUACCAGCCCCUCGACCCCGAUAAAUGUGACAGGGACCUGUCGCUGAUUAAGGUGAUCGAUGUGGGCCGGCGCUUCCUGGUGAACCGUGUGCAGGAUCACAUCCAGAGCCGCAUCGUGUACUACCUGAUGAACAUCCACGUGCAGCCCCGCACCAUCUACCUGUGCCGGCAUGGCGAGAGCGAGCACAACCUCCAGGGCAAGAUCGGGGGCGACUCGGGCUUGUCCAGCCGGGGCAGGAAGUUCGCCAACGCCCUGAGCAAGUUCGUGGAGGAGCAGAACCUGAAGGACCUCAAGGUGUGGACCAGCCAGCUGAAGAGCACCAUCCAGACGGCCGAGGCCCUGCAGCUGCCCUACGAGCAGUGGAAGGCCCUCAACGAGAUCGACGCAGGCGUGUGUGAGGAGAUGACCUACGAGGAGAUCAAGGACACCUACCCCGAGGAGUACGCGCUGCGUGAGCAGGACAAGUACUACUACCGCUAUCCCACCGGGGAGUCCUACCAGGACCUGGUGCAGCGUUUGGAGCCGGUCAUCAUGGAACUGGAGCGGCAGGAGAACGUGCUGGUCAUCUGCCACCAGGCCGUACUGCGCUGCCUCCUGGCCUACUUCCUGGACAAGAGCGCAGAGGAGAUGCCCUACCUGAAGUGCCCACUUCACGCUGUCUUGAAGCUGACGCCCAUCGCUUAUGGUUGCCGAGUAGAAUCCAUCUACCUGAACGUGGAGUCCGUGAGCACACACCGGGAGAGGUCAGAGGAUGCAAAGAAGGGACCUAACCCGCUCAUGAGACGCAAUAGUGUCACCCCACUAGCCAGCCCCGAGCCCACCAAAAAGCCUCGCAUCAACAGCUUUGAGGAGCAUGUGGCCUCUACCUCCGCUGCCCUGCCCACCUGCCUGCCCCCGGAGGUGCCCACGCAGCUGCCCGGACAACCUUUGCUAGGGAAAGCCUGUUUACGAACUGUCUGUCACAUUUUCUCAAAGUUCUCUCCUUACUAACCUUGGCAAGAACAUGAAAGGCUCCCCGGGCAGCGUGGACGCCUCCAGGAUGCACUGACCGCCCCGCUCCCCGCACCCGGCUCCCGCCCUUCCGUCUGCCCACGGCCAGCGAUCCGAGGACGUCUCGCAGAGUGGAGCGGGGCAGAGGGCAGCACGGAGGAGGGGCUGCUGCUCCAGGGGGACCGGGCCCCCGCCUGCCCCUGCUCCCCCAGCCUUCAGGCCGCUCACCCCAUGGACCCCAAGUGGCUCGGGAAGGACCAUGCACAGAGGAGGCAGGAUGGGGUGCUCCCUGCGGGCUUGUUCAUCUCGUUCUGUACCUGCCCCGCUGGGGGUGAUGCUGGUCCUCGCCUCCUAACCUUAAGGGGGGCCAGGCUCUCAGCCGCUGAGGGUCAAGGGAAUGAAAACUUCCAAGAGGCUCCUUGGCCUGGACGUUGCCUCCUGCAGGGAAGCUCACGGCUUGAGCUGGGUGGGGCUCACCCAGGAGAGCCGGUCCUGCAGCUAAAGAGAGGAGCCCUGCGCUGGACCCGCUGGUCAGCCAGGCAGCAGCCCCUCUGCAUGUCGCCUACCCUUCCCAGUCUGUCCUGCCUCUGAGGAGGGCGUGGGACAGUCUGGCAGGAGGAAACACAUUGCUGAAACAGCCCCGGGGGCCUCGCCUCCCAGCGCAAGUUCCUCCCUCGGCUCCCAGGCCUGCUGGCUCAUGCACUUUCUUAACGGCAGAGACUGUGACCUGAAACAUCUCACCUUUGGCAACUGAAGAUGCUCGGGGUUUGUGCCCUUGGGGCUGGAGCUGUGGAAGGUUGUGGGAGCCAGGCGUGCCUCUGAGGAGGUGAGGGGAUACCCCCAUCCCUAAAUGGCUGGGCAGGGAGCAUUGGGAUUGUUGCUAGACUGACUCUGGGCGACAGCAUGCGGAACAAUGACCUGGCCCCCUCCUUCGGGACGUUCAUCCCCUCCUGUGCUUCCUGGGUGCGGCCCAAGCCAGGCCUCACUCGUGGCCACGUCCUCCGGGAGGCUGGCCGUAGGAUGCCGAGCAGUGCCCUGCGUGCGUGCGGAGACCCGCUGCCCCGGGCGGGUCUGGAGGAGAGGACGUCCUUGUCCUCCAUGGCACCUGUGGCAUUUCUAGUGGGGGGCGGUCAGAGCAGGCUGUGGGCACGUGGUUCUGAACACCUCUAGUUUCUGCCUGCUGGUCUUCCCCUGGGGCCUCUGGGCACUCAAGGGGGUCGAGGCCCAGGAGAAGCGGUGUGAACUGAGGAAGAUCUUGUCCAGUGACCCUUUUCAGAAUCUUGAGAAGCCGGUGCCAAAGGUCACCUUCUCUUCCUGCCUUUCCUGCUCCUUCCCCCUCUUAGCUUGUGAAGUAGUCACGGGGGUGGGGGGCCGGUUAGACAGCUGGAGCCUGGAGUAGGGAGAGGAGCUGUUUUCAUUUGUAUUUUUUUGUUUGAGAGGAGCUUGUAGAAGAAAAAUGCAUGUUUCUCUGGUUGGGACUCAGUGGGGAGCGGGGACAGGAUUCAGAGGCCCUGCAAUCAGGUGUGUGGGUUUCACAUCAAACUGUUCAAGCCCUCCCAUCCCUGGCCAUCUUCCCAAGAGGAUGUCUGUCUACGUUCCUGUGCAGCGCUUGUGUUACUCUGCCUCUUUGCUGCUGCCUUGUCGUCGCGCGUGCUGUGUGCGUGUCUGAGAGUGUGUGUCUGUGCGCGUGUUUAGAUGAGGGGCCUGCUGUCCUCCUGAGAACGGCUCUUACGUCCACCUUCUGGCUCCUCCUCUGGUGUUUGGAGCCGACCCUGAAUUUCGACUCUUGACGGCUUAUCUGAAUGCUUACCCUGGCCUCUGACUGCCCGAAAUCACUGCAUUUACAUAGGAGGCCUGGCCUGACCGGGACCUUGGUUUGCAGGGGCCUUGAUGUGGAGAGAGAACCUCAGUGUGGGGGGAAGGUGCGGGACAGGCAGAGAGCAGAGGCUGGGGGUCCCGGGCUAGAGACCCGACUUCCAGGGAAGGAGGGGCGGGCAGAGGCUGUGUCUGAGCCGCAGUCGCAGGGCUUCUGCCUCGCUGACCGCUGGCUCUCACUCCCCUCCCCCAGAAGAUUCUGGGACCAAUAUUUUUAACUUCGCUUAUUCGUUUUGGGGUGGGCUUGCCCCUCCCCUUCUUCUUUCCUGAGACUGUGGGCAAAGCUCUUCAUUUGGGGGUGGGGAAGAAAGACUGUUUGAACCACGCCAAUGACGUUUUCGUUUCUAAUACUUGAAAUUUAUUUUUUUAUUAUUUUGAUAGCAGAUGUGCUAUUUAUUUAUUUAAUAUGUAUAAGGGAUCCUGACAAUGGAAAGCUGUAUAGAUUGGGUUUUGUUGGUUGUGGGCUUGGGGGCCUUUUACGUGUGACUUCUGACUUCUCUGUGUUCUCUAUAAAUUUGUCCGAAUUAAUUACCUGGCAUGAAGCUGUGCCAGCUUUCAAACGGAAAGCCUGUCGGAAAUUUGUAUAUUUUGCAGUUGCCAGAACAAUAAAAUACCUGGUUGAAAUACA